This is a messenger RNA of Aspergillus tanneri, 3426 nucleotides long. It is a transcript of the gene optE, whose product is annotated as small oligopeptide transporter, OPT family. NCBI's taxonomy places the organism in Eukaryota, Fungi, Ascomycota, Eurotiomycetes, Eurotiales, Aspergillaceae. Bases 1 to 3426 code for a protein of 1141 amino acids. The transcript is spliced from 13 exons. Gene Ontology annotation, biological process: transmembrane transport. Gene Ontology annotation, molecular function: oligopeptide transmembrane transporter activity. The record is from RefSeq and is a predicted model, not a curated record.
AUGAUUUAUUCUCAGAGACUGCAACACGCAGAAGUGGAAGAAUGCCGCGAGGACCCACCACUUCAGAAUGAUGGGACUCCCAAGAAACCCUUGACGGCUGAGGACGCCUUGGAGAUUGCCACUGGGGAAAGCCAAAAUGUCGAGUAUACUAUUGACUCGGAUAAUUCUCCUUACCUGGAGGUUCGAGCCAACGUACCCAACACGGAUGACGUGACAUUGCCUAUAAACACGUUUCGAAUGUGGUCUUUGGGGGUUGUGUUUACUUUGGUUGGUACUGGAGUGAAUCAAUUCUUUUCCAUGCGGUAUCCCAGUGUAACAAUUACUUCGCUGGUAGCGCAGCUGAUCAGCUACCCUGUUGGCUGCUUUUUUGCGAAGGCAUUUCCUAUCAUGUCAAUUCGCGUCUUUGGUAUCUAUAUAUCUAUCAAUCCAGACCAUCAUUUUAAUGUCAAGGAGCACGCCGUGAUUACGAUCAUGUCGAACCUGAGUUUCAAUCAAUCAUGGGCAAGUGCGAUCAUCCAGGCUCAAAAAGUAUAUCUGAAGAUGGAGACACCAGUAGGAUAUCAGAUUCUGCUGUCGCUGUCAAUGCAGAUGUUUGGUCUUGGGCUCGCUGGUCUAGCAUACCGGUAUAUUAUCGAGCCACCACAAAUGAUUGCAUAUAACACUUCACCUCUGGUGAUCCCAUUCUGGGCACAAGCUAAUGUGUUCGCCGGCUGGUUUUCUGUAUACGCCGUGGUUGCACCAAUUCUUUAUUAUACGAACACUUGGUUUACGGCGUACCUCCCCUUAACGGGCUCGGAUGCCUAUGACAAUACAGGAAGCAUCUACGACUCACGUCGUAUAUUGGAUGAUACAGGAGCUAUUGAUGAAGCAAAAUAUCGAGAAUACAGCCCGAUUUUCCUACCAAUUACUUUUGCACUUAGCUAUGGAUUGGGGUUUGCAGUCCUGAGUUGUCUCUUGACGCAUGUUGUUCUGAACCACAGCAAAGACAUCUUGAGUACCUUUAAAGGCAAGAGUAAGAAAGACAUCCAUGCCAGGUUAAUCUCUCACUAUCCGGAUGUUCCGUGGUGGUGGUAUGCUGUCCUAACGUUGAUUAUUAUGACUGUGGCUGUUUUGACGCAGUACGUCUGGCACACAGGUCUUCCUUUCUGGGGUGUUCUUAUUACGCUGGGGCUAGCUGCCCUCUAUGUGAUUCCUGUCGGCACCGUAUAUGCUGUUGCGAACUUGAAUAGUAAUGUUUUGACUGUGCUCGGUGAGGUCGUUUCUGGCUAUCUCAUCAAAGGAAGGCCACUUGUUCUUCUUAUAUUCAAGUUUUACGCGUAUACUGGUCUCAGCCAAGCGAUGUUCUAUGGCGCUGACAUGAAGCUUGGAUUAUACAUGAAGAUUCCUCGUCGAACAUUAUUUGUUGCACAAGUUGUUGCCUGCAUACUUGGUACGUUGACGCAAAAUGGCGUCUUACUCUGGAUGCUCGGUAAUGUCGAGAAUGUGUGUGCAAGUAAUCAAUCAAACAACUUUACCUGCCCUCAAGGCCGAGUGAAUUAUAAUAGUGCAGUUUUCUGGGGAGCGAUUGGACCGGCGCGGCUGUACAACAUUGGACAGAGAUAUUCAGGACUUCUGCAUAUGUUCUGGAUAGGAGCAUCGCUUCCGAUCAUUACCUUUAUUCUUCGAAAGAAAUUCCCUCAAAGUCGAUUCCUUGACGCAAUCCAUUGGCCGAUCUUCUUCGCUGGCACGGGGAACUUGCCUCCAGCAACUGGAAUCAAUUACACUACCGCGUUUGCGGUUAGCUUUAUCUUCAACAAAAUUAUUAAGGGCCGCAAGCCCAACUGGUGUCAAGAGAAGGGACUGACUUGCUCAACGCAGUUGGUUCUGAAAUGGGAGUCCGAAUUCGUGAGUCGCGGUCUGGCCUUCGGUCGAGCCGGCGUCUGGAGUAAGUCUCGGGCCACUGGCGGGGCGCAAGCUACAACGUCCCCUUCCCCGUCUGCAUCAUUGCUUCGCGAUGACCAUGAGUGGUGUCUGAUUCCUAUAGUGGAAUCAUGGGGGUUUGUCAAUAGUGGUGUUUCGACCUUUGAACAGCCUGAUCAAGUGAAUGUUGCGUGCGAUGAGCUCAAUACUGUUGUAGUUCGUGGGAAGGAUAGGCCUGGUUUUAGUGACGAGGUGCAUGAAGGGGGCUUGAUUCGGUCCUUGUCGAUAAACACUGCAGAUUCCAGGUCUGCUAGGUUUCAGAGCCUGCCAGAUCUGACGGCGUGUUUAUCAAUGUUUCCUCAUAUUGUCGAACCGAUCCAGGGAACCCUUUUUGACUAUUAUUUGAGUCAGGUCUGUCCUCGAACCACUGCCAGCUCGAAACUGUCGUCGCCGUUUGCAUCAAUCAUUCUUCCAUUCUGCAUUUCUGCGUCACCGGUACUGUUUAAGGCCAUACAGGCUUUAGGGGCGUGCCAUUGGUCUCGAUUUGAUCCGAAGUACAGUGUUAUAGGGCUUCGGCUUAAGUCAGAAGCCCUAAGAGGUCUCCGUCAUCGGCUUGCUACAGAAGGGUCGUUGAUCUGUUCUGCAGAUCCGGAGGUGUUGACGAUCAUGAUGAUGCUGUGUCUCUAUGAGAUUGUUGAUAAUUGUGAUGAAAGGUGGACGAUCCACCUGAAAGGUGCAAAGGAGUUGAUUCGCCUUCGACGACAGCAACAGAUGAUCACAUCGAAAUCAGGUGGUGCCCACGAUCCGGUAUCUGGAUUUGCUGAACUCUUUUUCGCAUUUCAAGAUGUCAUGGGCCGCACCGCCUGUGGCGAGGAGGUGCUAUUUGGGAGCGAUUAUUGGCAGGAGAAUGAGCGUCAUGUUGAUCUCUGGAUGGGCUGUAGCCCGGAGCUGGUCUCUAUCUUGUCUGCGAUUACGGAGAUGAGUCGGACGAGACGGCAGCUGGCUUCGGAUUCGACACAGGUCGCAUUGUCGUUACGCGCAGCAUCUCUUGGACGGAAGCUUGAGAAGUUGGUGCAGGAGAUUGACGAUGAUGAAGACGAGAUCUUGCACUCUGCCGCAGAACUGAAACGCUUAGCGGCUGUAUUAUAUUUGCAUUGCGCGUUAUAUGGUGCAUCUCCGACGACACCUUUGGUUGUGGGCUAUGUUCGGAGUAUUCUGCAGCUCAUUUCAGAAUUACUGGAUUCCGGAUCCCUCGUGAGCAUGACUUGGCCAGUUUUCGUGGCAGCUGUGGAACUGAAUCCCCUACAUGACGAGAUCUGGUCCGAUUCACCCGAUGGGGCAGUAGUAUAUGGCCGCCCACUCAUUCUGCAUGCAUUAGCCGCUAUGGCGGAAUCAAGCGUCUCCAAUGUUGCCCGUACAAGGGCUGUCAUUGUCAAAUCGCGUGAUGCUGCACCAAUCAGCAACACUGAGAAGCCAGGCGGGGCUGAAUUCGCGGAGUCUAGUGACCAGGACGUCAGUGCUGCUUGA